UGAGAAUUUGAGCUUGACAUUGUCUCGUGAAAAGGACAGGAACACUGUGGAUCCGAAUUUUCUCUGCUGACUUGAUGGAUCUAGAAAAUAUGAUGGUCAGAGGUCGGCCCUUCAUUUCCCUGCAAAGUGUAGAGGAUUCGUUUUGACAAGGUGGAGAAAGCCUUUUUUGAUCUCCACCAACAUUUGUUUGUUUUUUGAAAAAAUAAAUAAAACGGAUGAGAGAGCAAACUCGGUCAUCCGUUCUUCCUCCAGUUGACAUAAGCAGGAACUACUGCAGAAAGAGAGUCAGCCGUGAUUGUUGCGCGAUCCAGUUGGUGUGUUUCCUCAUCGCCGCCAAUCAUCUAGAACUGAUCUGCCCGUCCGUGGUGUGCCCCGCCUACUUGUGACUUUUUUCGGAAAACAAAGGAGCGCCCGUCUAUGCCAACCCAAACAGACAGAGCACUGUUGUAGUCGUAGUAGUGAGCUCAACCGACAUCGACGCCUGGAUGGUAAUUUCGACGCCGUUUCUCGUCCCGGCACUGUUGGAUGCGGGACCAUCGUCCGACUAUCGCAUUUGAUUCUCCCAAAUAACAUUGUGCGGUCGCAAAGGAACGAACGGACGGCUAUUGCGACGCUUCAGUUGGACGGAAAAUCCCCUGAAUUUGGUUGUUGAAGCCUGAAACACUCUCUCUCUCGGUCCGAUUGUUGUUUGCAGUUGAUUCGCGAUGGCCAGUUGGUUGCCUGUGAGUUGUCUCCUGGUUUACGUCUUUGUCAGCAGUUGCUAUGGCAACGGCUCAUCAUUGAGCAGCAUCGGAGGCGUCAUCGGCGGUGGUGGCGGAGGCGCUGGAGGUGACACUUUCUUUCCCGAUUGGGGUGUGGGUGGUGGCCGGGCUGCUCAGCCUACCUGCCUGGACAUUCCGCGCAACUUGUCCCUCUGUCACGGCAUUCGUUAUUCCAAAAUGCGAUUGCCCAAUCUCCUGGAUCACGACUCGAUGGCCGAAGUCAUCCAACAGGCGGCCUCAUGGGUCCCACUUCUCAACGUCCGCUGCCAUGCCGACACCCAGCUCUUCCUCUGCUCUCUCUUUAGUCCCGUGUGUCUCGAUCGGCCCAUCUAUCCCUGUCGGGGCCUCUGCGAGCGUGUUCGACAGGGCUGCGAAGGACGCAUGAAGACUUACGGCUAUCCGUGGCCAGAUAUGCUCCGAUGCGACAAAUUCCCGCUGGAUAACGACAUGUGCAUCGGACCUCUCUCUUCUGGCUCUUCAUCUGAAGCAAGUGAUUGCCAGGCCUGCGAAGAAGUCGAUACCUAUGAAAAUAUCAUGGACAAUUAUUGCCGCGCAGAUUUCGUUGCGCGGACUAAACUUCGACGCGUUCGACGCAACAAAGUUAGCGGCAAGAAAUCCAAAAUGUUGAAAAUGUCGACUGAAAUGCGCGAGGAAUGGCGCCGCAACCAACGCCCCAAUCUCAUUAUGGAACUGGGCGACGACUGCUGCACGGAUCAUUUCAAUACGGUAGCGCUAAGCCGGACAGCGGCAGGCGGAAGCAACGGAGGCGAUCGUUUCCUGGUAAUGGGCGUCCAGCGCAACGGCCAAUUGGUUCCCACUCUCAUCCUACCUUGGACAAAAAGAUCCAAAGCAAUUCGGAGUGCGGUCAAAGCUUUCAAACAAUUCAACUGCUCGGAUCCUAAAGCCGUUUUCGCAUCCGAGACGGCGCCUUCCAUUAUCGAGGGCAACGAUCGCCAGCGGAGGGGUAAGCAAAUGCGCGAGAGGACAACUACCAGCACCACAACAACAACAACAGCAGCCCCGACGACAGUCUCGACGACUCGGAAAGGCCGGGGACAAGGACAGAGGAGCCGAAACAGAGCAGAUAAUCACCAUCUUCAAGGACAAUCGGUGCGCCAUCAACACCAACUUCAAUAAAGAAAAA
Daphnia pulicaria is the source of this 1905-nucleotide messenger RNA. RefSeq names its product secreted frizzled-related protein 5-like. The record is from RefSeq and is a predicted model, not a curated record. Gene Ontology annotation, biological process: non-canonical Wnt signaling pathway; canonical Wnt signaling pathway; negative regulation of canonical Wnt signaling pathway. The coding region runs from base 705 to 1898 and encodes 397 amino acids. The transcript has 8 exons. Gene Ontology annotation, molecular function: Wnt-protein binding. NCBI's taxonomy places the organism in Eukaryota, Metazoa, Arthropoda, Branchiopoda, Diplostraca, Daphniidae.